This is a messenger RNA of Purpureocillium takamizusanense, 963 nucleotides long. RefSeq lists its product as uncharacterized. The transcript is spliced from 3 exons. The record is from RefSeq and is a predicted model, not a curated record. Bases 1 to 963 code for a protein of 320 amino acids. Lineage: Eukaryota; Fungi; Ascomycota; Sordariomycetes; Hypocreales; Ophiocordycipitaceae.
AUGACUGACCCAAAAUCUCGAACGAUUGCAGUGCUAGGCGCCACUGGUAACCAAGGGGGCGGGGUGGUGCGGGCUCUUCUCACCCGACACCCGGAUCUCUUCACCAUCCGUGCCAUUACACGCGACCCGAAUAGCCCUGCCGCGCAGCGCCUUCUUCACGAGCACGAGGGAAGCGGCAGGCUGACCUUGGUUCAAGGUGACGUAUACGACGUGCAGAGCCUGCGCCUGGCGUUCAAGGAAGCCCAUGGAGUUUUCGCCGUCACAAAUCACCGCAGUCCAGAGGGGGCAAUCAACAGCGAGGAAGACCUGCGACAUGAAGUGCAAUCCGGGCGCAACAUAAUUGACGCCGCAAAAUACUGCAAUGUGCAGCAUUUCGUGAUUAGCAGCUUGCCAAACAUCAAAGAAGCAAGUCAUGGCCAGUUCGGAAAAGUCUAUCACUUUGACCACAAGGAUGAAAUUGAGGUCAUGGCCCGCUCGCAGCUGCCUGCCGUAACGGCCUUGUUGCCCGAUGAUGGGACUGUCCGAUUUUGCGCUGCCAUCCCCGGCAAUGUCCAGUCAGAAUGGGUGGAUCCUGGAUACGACAUUGGUGUCUACGCGAGCGAGGUGUUCGCAAAGGGACCAGAUCUAACGAGAUCUAAGCGUUACCCUGUGCUUGGCCAAAAGAUGGCUUUUGCCGACUUCGCCGACAUCUUCACAAAGAUGACAUCUCAACUAGCAUAUUUCGAUCCCAUCUCGGUCGAGGAAUGGGGUGACACUGUGACGACCCAAGUCGGCCCGGGAUUCAACGAAGACAUCAAAGAGAUGAUUGAAUGGAUUGCCGUGGCUCCAGUCGAUAAGAUUUGCUAUGGCACAAUGGAUCCCUCUGAGGAUUUGUCACGCGAAGACCUCGGCCUCGAGGCGUCGACUUUUGAGGACUGGAUGCGCAGGUCGCAAUGGGAAGGGCCGCCCAAAGUGGUCCGUUAG